This is a messenger RNA of Cyclospora cayetanensis, 1182 nucleotides long. RefSeq names its product adenylate cyclase, terminal-differentiation specific. The coding region runs from base 1 to 1182 and encodes 393 amino acids. The record is from RefSeq and is a predicted model, not a curated record. The transcript has 5 exons. NCBI's taxonomy places the organism in Eukaryota, Apicomplexa, Conoidasida, Eucoccidiorida, Eimeriidae.
AUGGAACCCGUGAAAACGUCACCGAGACACCAGGAGCAGCAGGCUGAAAGCCAGCUUAGCGGGGAGCAAGCAGUUCAGGAGUCUCAGCACGGGGCAGCAGGUGGGUCCUCGGCAAGAGCUCCUGCUUCAGCGCAGCGGGAGCAGCAGCGGGAGCAGCAGCAGGAGCAGCAGCGGGAGCAGGCUGCCGAGACACGGUUGUGGGAACUCGCAGCCUGCUCCGCCAGUUAUCACCCCCGUAUUGCCUCAGCUGCAGCCAGUUUAGUUGCUGCAUACUGCAGCAACAAGCGCAGUAGCAACAACAACAGCAGUACAUCGCCUGGCCCCGCUGCAAUCGAUGAGGCUGCCGUGGUGGAGACAUUGCGUGGUGUAACGAGUAGCCGCCUCUUUGAUGACUUAGCCUACAAGGCUCCACAAAAGCAGCAGCAAAUGCAAAAACAACAAAACCAGCAACAGCAUCAGCAACCGGUCCAGCAAAGCGUGUCUCUUAACUCUACCCGAUAUUGGCAGAAGCACGAUGCCGAGCCGGAGAGGCAAUUCAUUCGCCAGUACUUCCUUGACCAAGUCGUUGCUGCUGGGCAGAUACAGCAGAAAGCAGGCAGAGCUGCUCCUGCGGGCAGAGAUGCUGAGAGAGGCAGUGAUGCCGAAGGUUCAGAUGAAGAAGACUUCGAGGGGGACGACGCCUUCAGCGAUGAAGAAGUAGGACUCUGCUAUACAGCUGUUGCUUCCCCCGAAGCAGCGCGCAGUGCAUUGAUGACGCAUAAUAUAUGCAUGUACAUGUUGUUCCUUGUGGACGCUUUCUUGGCGAAGCAGGCUGAGCAGCUUGGGGGAGGCGCCAGCGAAGACGAGGAUGAGCCAGAAUCAGAUAGAGAGAGCAGCGAUGGAGAGACCGAUGCCGCUGAGGGUGCUCUUGGCGAUGAAUGGUCUGAUGCAGAGGAGACAGAGGAAAUGGAAGGAGGGCAGACUGAUGAAGAAGAUGAGGCCGAGUUCAUGGACACACUUUCUGCAUCAAGGGACGACAAUGGGAGCAGCGAGGAGGAGGAGAACAGGAGUAACAGAAAGAAGAGGAAGGGUCGAGGUGACGUGGACACUAAAUUAAGUUCCCUCAAGAAACAGCUGCAGCGACGCGCAAUACCUGGCAGUGCCUUCGCAGACGCGGAAGGGCUUGAGGAAUUGCUGGACUAA